This is a messenger RNA of Symbiodinium sp. CCMP2592, 1497 nucleotides long. The record is from the annotation of a GenBank genome assembly. NCBI's taxonomy places the organism in Eukaryota, Dinophyceae, Suessiales, Symbiodiniaceae.
AUGAAACAAAGCACAGUCGAGGGACGACUUGGGAGCCUUGAAAUCAUCAGGGCUCCGGAGUCGCUGAGUGCAUUGGCAGAUGCCGAUGCCGAUGCCCCUUCUUUGCGGCCCAUGUCUGAUUCGCAGACUGUACAAUCGCUGCUUGAAGGUGAGCCGUCCAUGAUGGUUCAAAUCGGGAAGGCGAAGGGAAGUGUUGGUCAAGCUGGUCAAGGAAGCACACCAUCACGGGCUGGUGAAGUGACUGAAGAAAGGAGUGGCACAGGCCGUGGGAAUGUGGAUCAGAUAGAGGAUGAUGAGAAUGAUGGGCCGGUUGAUGAUGAGUACGAGUUGUUGUGCAACGAAUCUGAGGAUGCAGUUGCCCGAUCUGAUGCUGCCUUAGCCGAUUGUUCAAAGGAUGAAGAGAGGACUGUCGAAAGAACACAGGUUGCUUCUGUCGGUGAACAACACUGCGAGCCACUGGCACAGCACUCAAGGUCCGACAAAAUCAUUGACCAGGUGGUCAACCAUUUGCGGGAAACACACGGUGAAUCAGUUGUGUUGACACAUGAAGAAUUGGAGGAGGAAGCAGUCCUACUCUUGAUUCGUCAAUUCAACCAAGGUGCUUCUUAUGAUGAGGUGAUCGAUGACUUGGCUCGCAAAUUCGUGGCAGAACAGUCCGAGUCCGAAGCUGUCCCGGGGUCGAUUCGGAAUCCACAGGCCAAUAGCCAAGCCAGCCAAGCCAGCCGAAGCGGGAAUCCCCCAGGCAGAGUAGCUUUUGUUUUCGAUGAUUCGGACGUUUGCACGUCGGCUGCAUCUGCAUCGUCUGUUGCUUCUGGGGAGCUUGGUUCCACGGACGAGGGUGAAGCCAACGGCGGCACUGCACAAGAUAGAUUGCCUAGAUUCGUGGCCAAGUGGCAUGCUGAAUUUCGACGUACAGCUGAAGCCUUGGCAUAUCGUGCUGAUCGUAACGAGCUACCUUUGGGUCAUAACGAUGAGGUAUCUUUACUUCUUUCAUUGCAGAGCAGGGAAGAAUGUGACGGCUUUCAACUUUUUUUUGUGAAAUGGGUGGAUGCAGCGACGAGGACGGGCCGCAGUGUCCGAAUCGACAAGAAUUUCAGAGUCGUUUAUUCGCCGCCUGUUCUUUUUGGCAAGCAGGACGCCAGCAUGGAGGUCACCUGGCAAGAGGCCAAGACCAAGAAACAAAAGAAGUGCAUUGUGUGCGGGCAGGUGGGAGCUGCAGGGAGUAAGAAGAGUUCUGGAAGCAUGGCCCCUCCCACAGAGAUUCCCAAGCAAUGCUCAUUCUGUCUAUUGUUCUGGCACAGUCGAUGUGCAGAUGGAAUCACGGAGGAACUUCGUGACAAUAUCCGCACAGGGGAGACUUUUGCAGACAUUGUUCAGAUGAGUGCAGUUCUGGUGCGAUUGUUGCCUACACUGCCGGAUUUUGUGACAUCCAUGCUGCUCAAUGAUCCGGAAGUUCACGAUAGAAGCAGGCACGCCUUUGGUUGCUACUGCAGUUAA